CUGGGUGUUCCCUCGAGGUUUAGCAUUUGGGUGGUGGAUAAAUUGCUUUACAUAAAUCCAUCUCCAGGCCCUGUGUGGUACAGGAAGGCUCUGUGUGUGUAGCUUCUUUUGUUGUGCUUUCAGUUGACUGACCUUGUAAAAUACACCCUGUGCUGCCUUUGGUCUUCUGUUUGCUGAAGAUAGGAACAAGUCAUCACAAUGCCGGCACUGCCUCUGGAUGAGCUCCAGCUGACAGAAAAGGAUCCCAAAACAGGGAAGAUGAGAACUUUACCAGCACUGCACCCAGAAAUAAAAGCAGAUCGGUCUUUUGUGCUAUACAGACCGCCACCCCUCGCCAGAGACCCUGCUUUAGUGGAAGAGUUCUUGGAGAGAGCCAAAUUCAUUGCAGAUGACCUGAACUGGCUUCUGGCUUUGCCUCAUGACAAAUUUUGGUGCCAGGUGAUUUUUGAUGAGACACUUCACAAGUGUCUGGAUUCCUACUUGCGCUUUGCCCCUCGCAAGUUUGAUGGGGAGCUGGAUUGUCACCCCGAGGUGAGCGACAUGCAGAGGGGCCUUCACCGGAGUGUCUUCCUAACCUUCCUCAGGAUGUCCACUCACAAGGAGUCCAAGGAUCAUUUCAUCACCCCUUCUGUCUUUGGAGAAAUUAUUUACAAUAACUUCCUGUUCGACAUCCCGAAGAUCUUGGAUCUCUGUGUGCUUUUUGGGAAGGGAAAUGGUGUCCUGCUCCAGAAGAUGAUCGGAAAUAUAUUCACCCAACAACCAAGUUACUUCAGUGACCUAGACGAAACUCUGCCCACUGUCCUCCAGGUGUUCAACAAUAUUUUGCAGCAGUGUGGUUUGCAGUGUGAAGGAGCCUCUGCUGAGCCCCAGAAAUUGGAAGAAAAAGUAAAUGUGACUCCAGGAAACAUGCCUCUCCAGGAGCUGAAGGACAUUGUGCUGUACUUAUGCGACACCUGCACGACGCUCUGGGCGUUCCUUGAUAUCUUCCCAUUGGCCUGCCAGACCUUCCAGAAACAUGAGUUUUGUUACAGAUUAGCUUCGUUUUAUGAACUGGCAGUUCCUGAGCUGGAAGCUGCAAUCAAGAAGAGGCACUAUGAGGACAACAGUGUCUUUGCUGAUUUGUGGAGGAGAAUUUCACAUUCCAGAAAGAAGAUGAUAGAAGCUUUUCAUAUCCUAAUAAACCAAGCCUGUCUGCAGCCCAUCUUAGAAAGCAGCUGUGAGAACAUUCAGCCUUUUAUUGAGGAAUUCCUCCAGAUCUUCACUUCAGUGCUUCAGGAAAGGAGAUUUCUCCGUGAUUAUGAUAAGCUGUUUCCUGUUGAGGAUGAUGUCAGCCUGCUUCAGCAAGCAUCCUCCACGCUAGAUGAGACCAGGACAGCCUAUAUCCUCCAAGCAGUGGAAAGUGCAUGGGAAGGGGUAGACAGGAAAAAAGAAGUCAUUAAAGAUUCAACACCAGCAGCAGCAUCUAAUGGAGCAUCAGCAAUACUGGAUAGAACUGUUGAAGACAUGGAAGGUCUCAGGGCUGGAUAUGUGUCAGAGGAUGAGUGUGCCGGUGCAGCGGCUGCGCCCAUCGCCAGGGUCUCAGGAGUGGAGCUGGACUCACUGAUCUCUCAAGUGAAAGACUUGCUGCCAGACCUUGGUGAGGGCUUCAUCCUGGCCUGCCUGGAAGAGUACAGUUACAAUGCAGAGCAAGUCAUCAACAACAUCCUAGAAGAGAAGCUGGAGCCAUACUUGGAUAAGCUGGACCGAACAAUGCAAAGGCAGCUGAAGCCAGACCCGACUCCUCUGGUCACUUCUCGCUAUAAUGUUUUCCAGAAUGAUGAGUUUGAUGUUUUCAGUAGGGAUUCAGUGGAUGUUUCUCGGAUCCAGAAGGGCAAGAGGAGGGAGAAGGACACCACCAGAAGUUUGCUGAAUGACAAGCGCCUGGUUGCUGAGCAGAAGGAGCGCUACAGCCAGUACAGGCUGGUGGUGGAGGAGCUGCCUGUGCAGCAGGGAGAGGCUCAGCUCUACGGGGAGGACUACGAGGACGAGUACGACGACACUUAUGAUGGAAACCAAGUGGGGGCAAAUGAUGCUGACUCAGAUGAUGAGCUCAUCAGUAGGAGGCCGUUCACAAUUCCUCAGGUCUUGAGAACUAAAGGGCAGGAGGAAGGACAGGAGGAAGAGGAAGAGGAUGAAGAGGAGGAGGAGGAGGAAGCUGAAAAGGAAAGAACAAAGGACCAUUUUGUGCAGGACCCAGCAGUACUGCGGGAGCGAGCUGAAGCGCGGCGCCUGGCUUUCCUUGCGAGGAAGGGGUACAAGCACGACAGCUCUGCUGUGGUUGGGAACGUGAAGGGCCACGGGCAGAACCGGGAGACGGUGCAGGAACGGAGGAAGAAGGAAGCGAACAAAAGCACAAGAGCGAACCACAACCGCCGCGCCAUGGCUGACAGGAAGCGCAGUAAAGGCAUGAUCCCCUCCUGAGAGACUCUUCUGCCUGCUGGUGUUGCAUCACCCCCAGCCCUCUGCCUGGGAGGAGGCCAUUGAGCUCCAUUCCCUCAGCGCUGCCUUAGCUCAGGGCUGUCAUCAUCACCUGGCACUUUGGCUCAUGUGGAGCUGCAGGUCCUGUGGGUGCUCACAGGAAGGAGCUGCCUCUGGGCCGGCCCUGACUGCUCUCUGGGUCAGAGUGUGUAUGCCCCUGGGCUGCACCAGCCCUGCCUUUCCUUUUGUACUAUUUAUAAUUCUGAGAACUUUAUUUUCCUACGGGCUCCAUGCACCCUCCCCAGCACCCAGGUGGGUUUCCAGGCCCCUCCAAGAGCCAGGCUUCCCAGGAACAGCCCUCACAGCUUUCUGCUCUGCUGAAAUGCCUUAUCCUGAGGUACAACUGGAAGGCUGGUAGGAAAACACUGGGGCUCUUCCCGUUGUUGGCAGACACAAGAGUUCAGGUGAAUAAGACCUGAUAAAUCUCUGUCCCUCCAGCGAGGUGUGUGAAAACAGAAUGUGCAAAUAAAUGAUUUGGAUCUUUUA
Pezoporus occidentalis (night parrot) is the source of this 3003-nucleotide messenger RNA. RefSeq names its product activating signal cointegrator 1 complex subunit 2 (gene ASCC2). The coding region runs from base 199 to 2460 and encodes 753 amino acids. Gene Ontology annotation, molecular function: ubiquitin binding. Gene Ontology annotation, biological process: regulation of DNA-templated transcription. The transcript is spliced from 18 exons. The record is from RefSeq and is a predicted model, not a curated record. NCBI's taxonomy places the organism in Eukaryota, Metazoa, Chordata, Aves, Psittaciformes, Psittacidae.